Adineta ricciae is the source of this 552-nucleotide messenger RNA. NCBI's taxonomy places the organism in Eukaryota, Metazoa, Rotifera, Eurotatoria, Adinetida, Adinetidae. The record is from the annotation of a GenBank genome assembly.
AUGUUUAUAUGGGAUGAACAAAUAUUGUCUGUCGCUGAUCCUUUAUGUUCGUUACGCGCCUAUUUUUAUCAUUUAACAAUUGCAUGGAUUCAUCAUUCUUUAUGUUUUGUUCUUACUCAAUGGUUAUUUGAUUCGAUUUUUGUUUUACCACUUUUUCUGACUAAUAAUAUGAAAAAAUUAUCAAUAGGUAAUUUAUGUUUUAUCUCAUUAGAUAAAUUUCCAUUAGUCUUCUAUUUAGCAACAAUAUCAUUUCUCUUAUCAGAUAUUAUUACAAAUAUAAUUUAUCGAUUAUUAGUACGUUAUGUACGCGAAGUUUCAUCACGAACCGAUGGUAAUGAUCGUCUAAAAAUGCAACGAGAUUUAACAAUUGUACGUCGAAUUGUUAUAUUAAAUAUUCAACUGAUUAUUAUCGGUUUUCCUGUGCUUAUUUUUGCUAUAUUAAUAGCAAUUCGUACUGAUUUAUUACCUCAAAAAUACUGUAAGAAUCUUAGCUAUGUCAAUGAAUUCGCCAUUUUCAUUUAUGCUUUUAAUUCUCUAUUGGACAGCACCUGA